Messenger RNA from Yamadazyma tenuis ATCC 10573, 1545 nucleotides. Lineage: Eukaryota; Fungi; Ascomycota; Pichiomycetes; Serinales; Debaryomycetaceae. The record is from RefSeq and is a predicted model, not a curated record.
AUGUCUGUCAAGACCCAAACUAAAGAUAAGCUCGAGGAACCUGUACAAGACUCGCUGGGCGAGUCCAGCCCUUCCAGCGCCACCGAGUCCCCCGUACCCGACUCACCGGACGCCGAUGCUGAAGCUGACGAAGCUGACGCUGACGACAAGAAGAAAAAACGGACUGUAAAAGGACGGGUUUUCCAGUGCACCGGGUUCCCUGGCUGUAAUAUGUCAUUCACUCGGUCCGAGCAUUUGGCCCGUCAUAAACGGAAACAUACCGGUGAACGUCCAUUCACCUGUCCCUACUGCCUGAAGAACUUUUCUCGGUUGGACAAUCUCCGCCAGCACAAGCAAACGGUACACGCGUACGAAAACUACCUUGCCACCAAGAAACCAGAGGACAAAGAUGAAGCGGCGCCGCCACCAGGGCAGCAGGCGCUGCAACCACCGCCGCAUCACGUGCAGCACCCUCAGCACCAUGUCCAGCACCACAUCCAACACCACGUCCAGCACCACGUCCAGCACCACCCGUCACACCACGUGCAGCAGCACGUCCAACAUCAUCUCCCGGUCCAGCACCCGACGCUGUACCCACACCACCAACCCGUCCACUACUACAGCCCCGGUACCCCCAACCACCCGUCACUCGCGUCGCCGCCCAACUCCAACUCGCCACACCACAACUACCCCCAUUUCCAGUACCAGGGAGCAGGCGCCCCGCCGCCGUUCCACGCGCAGUCGCACUCGCGGCCCCCGGCCCUGGGCCCCGACGUCAACACCAUCAGCUCCAACGAGGAAGAGCCUCCGUCCAAUGCCAGUGGUAACAGUGGUGGUGGUCUUAGGCUCCCGUCGCAUCAGUUUAAACCCAAACGCAGACCUCGACCGCUUUCCUUACAGCACUCGUUUGUGCUAAACUCGGAUAAACUCUCCUCCAUGCUGUCGUUGUCAUCGAGCGGAUCCCUGACGUUAAAUACACCCGUGUAUGACCGCAGCUACUUGGGUGGCGGACUGAUGAAGUCGGCGCCCCCGGUGCCAAUGUACUCGUUUAGCCAGCACAUGAAUGCUCCUCCCCUGCAACAACGGCUGUUUCCCUCAAAGACAAUGUUGCAGUAUAGUGGGCCGCGCCUGGCGUCGCUCGUGCUGCCGCUAUCGCCCCUCUACCACCACCAGCCUGGCCACCCGCUGCGGCUGCAGCCUCUCCAGGCCCAUCGGCCCCAGACAUUUCUGUUCCCACCGGGCAACCCCCCCACCAAUGGUACUGGCUCCCUCGUACUACCUCCGGUGCAGCAUAUACCUCACCCGCUGCUUCAUCGUAGUGCUCACUCUAUGAACAGCAUUCCUCAGGAUGAUGUUUCCACGGCGGGAACUACGCCCACCAGGGGCCUUGACAUUGCACCCAUAAAAGAUUCAACCAAAAGCUGGCUUAGGGGCGUGCUCAACGACGACGAUACGUCAAAAAAGCCCACCAUCACCAGCCUAUUGUCACCCGACAACGACAAGUUUCAGAAUGGAGAGGUUGAGAAGACGAAAGUUACCACUCAAGUAAAAGAAGAAGAUAACUGA